CCUCAUGCAUUCCCAUACAUCCAUAUACAAUAGCUAGGAAGUUUCAUAAACGUUCCUUCUUUCGAAAAACCAAUGGCUUUCAAGAACUUGUCCGCUCUUACUCUCUGUGUUUCCCUUGUACUACCCUUCUUGACACCGAUUUCCAUAGCGGCUAAUAACCGUGCAGUGGUUCCACCAGAAACCAUUUGCAACUCCACCGUAAAUCCUUCCUUCUGCAAAACUGUGCUUGUUAAUCAAAAUGGCAGCAUCGUUGACUAUGGUCGAAUUUCUGUGCGAAAGUCCUUGUCCCAGUCCCGAAAAUUCUUGAACUCGGUAAAUUCAUUUCUUCAAGGCAAAUCCACUUUGUCUCUACCCACAAUUCGAGCCCUUGAAGACUGUCAAUUCCUUGCUGAACUAAACUUCGAAUACUUAUCAAACGCACUUGAUGCUGUUGAUAAAGUUAGCAAUGUUCUUCCCACCAAUCAAGCCGAAGAUCAACAAACCCUUCUUAGUGCUGUUUUGACAAACGAAGAAACUUGUUUAGAAGGCUUGCAGCAGACCACAACUUCUGAUCAAAGAGUGAAGAGUGAUCUUAUCUCAUCACUCUCUAAUGACAAAAAGCUCCACAGUGUUUCUCUUGGCUUGUUCACCAAGGGUUGGGUGCCUGAGAAGAAAAUCUCAACAUCAUGGAAAACCAAUGGGAGACAUUUGGGUUUCCGCAAUGGUCGUUUACCAUUGAAGAUGUCAAACCGUGUACGUGCCAUUUAUGAUUCUGCUAGAGGUCACGGGAGAAAACUACUUCAAGAUAACAGCCAAAGUGUGUUGGUUAGGGACAUUGUGGUUGUUAGCCAGGAUGGAAGCGGAAACUUCACCACUAUCAAUGAUGCCAUAGCAGCUGCGCCAAAUAACACAGUUGCUAGUGAUGGCUACUUUUUAAUUUUUGUCACUCAAGGUGUGUAUCAAGAAUAUAUAUCCAUAGCUAAAAACAAAAAGAACUUGAUGAUGGUUGGAGAUGGGAUCAAUCAAACGAUUAUCACCGGUGAUCACAAUGUUGUCGAUAAUUUCACAACAUUCAACUCAGCAACAUUUGCUGUGGUCGCACAAGGGUUUGUAGCAGUUAACAUAACAUUCCGAAACACUGCUGGGCCAAGUAAGCACCAAGCAGUUGCAGUGAGAAACGGAGCUGAUAUGUCCACCUUCUACAGCUGCAGCUUUGAAGGGUAUCAAGACACCUUGUACACGCAUUCCCUUAGACAAUUUUACCGUGAAUGUGACAUCUACGGCACCGUUGACUUCAUAUUUGGAAAUGCUGCUGUUGUUCUCCAAACAUGUAACCUAUAUCCCCGCCUUCCCAUGAGUGGACAAUUCAAUGCCAUCACAGCACAAGGCAGAACAGACCCAAAUCAAAACACAGGCACUUCCAUACAUAAUGCCACUAUAAAACCUGCUGCUGAUUUGGCUCCUUCAGUUGGCAUUGUGAAAACGUACCUUGGGAGACCAUGGAAAGAGUACUCAAGAACGGUUUAUAUGCAGUCUUUCAUGGACAGUUUCAUAAAUCCUUCUGGUUGGCGUGAAUGGAGUGGAGAUUUUGCCCUAAGCACCUUGUACUAUGCAGAAUAUAAUAAUACGGGACCUGGUUCAAACACCACAAACAGAGUGACGUGGCCUGGUUAUCAUGUUAUCAAUGCUACUGAUGCGGCUAAUUUUACCGUGUCUAACUUCUUGGACGGAGAUAAUUGGCUGCCUCAAACUGGAGUUCCAUACAUUAGUGGAUUGAUAUAGUCAAAAGUUACAAGCUAGCUGGUUACGUAUAAUAUGAGCAAAGUUGCUUAACAAUUCUUUUAAUGCUGGUGCACGUGGUUCUCUAUUGUAAUUUAUUAUAAAUGAUUAAAUGCACUGCCACUCUAUAUUGUAAGAUUGUAAUUGACUCUUUAUGAAUAAUAUUUACACGAAUUAAAUCUA
This is a messenger RNA of Glycine soja, 1941 nucleotides long. RefSeq names its product probable pectinesterase/pectinesterase inhibitor 20. Lineage: Eukaryota; Viridiplantae; Streptophyta; Magnoliopsida; Fabales; Fabaceae. The transcript has 2 exons. Gene Ontology annotation, biological process: cell wall modification. Gene Ontology annotation, molecular function: pectinesterase inhibitor activity; pectinesterase activity. Bases 73 to 1761 code for a protein of 562 amino acids. The record is from RefSeq and is a predicted model, not a curated record.